CAAGACGACAGUAAGACGGAAUCAUUAAAAUAUUGUGUUUAACUGAUAAAAUAUUGUGUAUGUAUGGUGGAAAAUGUCUCCAUUUUAAGAUUUAAGACGAGAUUAUUAUUUUAUUUGAGAAAAUAAAAUUACAAAAUACUGCCAUCCGCCAUGUUUUUUAAAACGCCAAUCACAGAGUGUUACGUCAGCCCUUAGUAAAUACUGUCACUGUCACCGAAUUUAUUUCGAGUUUCGACUAUCUCUUGAGUUUUAUCAGUGUUUAAAUUGACUAAAAGUAUUGCUAAAAGUAGUAUCAUAAGAUCUAUAUCGGUCUUUUGCUUACUUACUUAAAUUUGCUUUACUAAUUAAGCCAUGGAACAAGGAUUUACUAAGGCAAACAGUUCUAAUUUGCCUCGAGUGGAUUUGUUAAUGUUGGGAGAGUUCCUGGCGUCAAACAAAGAUUUCUGUUCAGCAGAAUUCAGAAACGUGAAAACUGCAGCGUCUUCCAGGCCGUCGUACGGUGAUGAUGCCAUAAGUUAUGUCCAGUUAAAACGCGAUGGCAAUCUGUGCGUGGUGAAGUCAAAAAUCUGUCCAGAACACAAGGUCCAUGGAAAGUUAUAUGGAGUAACAUUAGUAGUUGACGAAGUCAAUGAGACAGUUGUUUCGGUGGAUUGCCACGACUGUGUUGCAUCACAAGGAGGCUGCAAACAUGCCGUGGCUUUUCUUAUGUGGGUGCAUCGCAGGAGUGAAGAACCAUCUGUUACAUCAGUUGAAUGCUACUGGAUGAAAUCCAAGCUAUCAAAAGUUGGGACUACCAUAAAAUACAUGACAGCAAAAGAUUUAUCUGAUGCUAAGCCUAGCUUGCCAUCAAAUAGUGUAGUAUUAGACAAGUUUAUCGAGGAAGGGAGGAAAAGGCAACUUCACAAUUGUGAAUUGAUCAAAUUUCAGGAAGAUUAUGUGCCUGAUAAAGUGAUUACAUUCUCCAUGCACAAACUAAUAUUAAAAUAUAAGGAAAAAUCCUGUGACAUAUUCUUGGAAAAGCUUGUAUUAACCGAUGCAGAUGUUAAACUUAUUGAAGAAAAAACAAGACAACAAAAUAAAAGUAGUGUUUGGUAUGAACUAAGGUAUGGUAGGAUUACUGCUUCACGAGCAUAUGAAUUCACCAGAUGUAAUACCAAUGAUGGAACCUUGAUUGCUCAGAUAAUGGGUGGAAGAAUCCCAGACACACAUGCAAUGAAACGUGGCAGAAUGUUGGAGGAUGAAGUCAGGGAAACAGUUUCAUCUAAACUCAGAAAAACAAUAAAUAAAUGUGGCCUGUUCAUCAGCAAAAAAUAUCCCAUGAUAGCUGGAUCACCAGAUGGGGUCUGUGACGAGAGUAUAAUAGAAAUUAAAUGUCCGAUAAGUACUAAGACUCUCAAAAAUUAUGUUAAUAAUGGGAAACCAACCAAAAAAUAUUAUGCACAGAUGCAGUUGCAAAUGUAUUUGUCUGGUCGUCAACAAGGCUACUUCUGUGUUGCAGAUUGCAAUUAUAACAUAAAUAAAAAUGUAAAUAUAAUUUGUGUGCAAUAUGAUGACAAAUAUGUUUCAGAAUUUGUUUUAGCCUUAGUCCAUUCAUGGAAGCAUAAUGUGUACCCACUAUUGUACCAAAGUGUUGUUUAGUUAGUCAUAAUAUGUAAAUAAAACAAACAAAGUUAA
This is a messenger RNA of Helicoverpa zea (corn earworm), 1674 nucleotides long. RefSeq lists its product as uncharacterized. The coding region runs from base 352 to 1638 and encodes 428 amino acids. The record is from RefSeq and is a predicted model, not a curated record. Lineage: Eukaryota; Metazoa; Arthropoda; Insecta; Lepidoptera; Noctuidae. The transcript is spliced from 2 exons.